Messenger RNA from Funneliformis mosseae, 1026 nucleotides. NCBI's taxonomy places the organism in Eukaryota, Fungi, Glomeromycota, Glomeromycetes, Glomerales, Glomeraceae. The record is from the annotation of a GenBank genome assembly.
GUAAAAAAACAACGUGCAAACAAAGAUUUGCAGAUCUACUGGGAAGGAAUAAUUUACGAGCGAGGAAAGAUGGAAGCACAACGAGCACAUCUAACUGGAAGUAUAAAAGUAUACAGCAAAGUUGCAGAACAUAACGCUGAAAUAUUAUUCUCUGAAGACUAUUCAAAUAUCUUUCCUUUUCAAAGUGGACAUCUUAAAACAAUCAGAGAUGAAAAAAACAAUCCAUUUUUAAACACGUUUGGAAAAGAUAAGGCCGAAAGGCCGAGUCCGAGUUACUCCGAGGAAUCUGACAUCGUAUCUGAGGACGAAAAUUUUGAUUGUAAUGACGAUUAUGAAGAAGACGAGGAGGAAAACGAGGAGGAAAAUACUCCUCCAAAAAUCGACAAAAAGGCCUUUCGUAAAACAUACGAGUCUAUUCCCGACUCUUCGAAAAUGCGGUUGCGCACAGGAACGAUAGUGGAAGACAUCCUAUUCGAUUUUUGUAAAGACAUGAACUAUGAGCACCAUGCUCACUCAUACAUUGUAGAUUAUGACGAUACGGAAAUUAAGGCGUUAUUUACUGAAACUGAAUGGCAGGAAUUGACCGAUGACCGAUUAGGAGUUCCCUCUAUUCCAGAUGAUAUUGCAAAGGAAUUGUCAAAAUACGGAAAGAAGAAAUUAGAAGAAUUUCGCGAAAUUUCGAUGACAUCUUAUCUUCGAGAUAAUGCUAAAUAUAACGUCCAUCAACAUUAUGACAACGAAUGGAUACAACUGUCCGUAAGAAAUCUUGUAAAUUUAUAUGAAAACACGGAUUGUCCUCUAACGAGAUAUCAUUAUGAGGGCUGGUACUUUGUAGCACUGUUUGGAAGUUGUAUAGAUUUCUGUCUUAGGGAUAUGCGAUUAGGAACUGAUAUUAAGAGAACUGAUGCUCCUUCUUUAACUUCUGCUAAUAGGAAAAAUCGUACUCAGUUAAGUAACACCAAGAAAGCGAAAGCUAACUGGGCGAAAAAUCGAUGGAAUAAUCUAUGUUAUCGACAGACUCCUUGA